Molecule: messenger RNA, 1094 nt
Organism: Ochotona princeps (American pika)
Lineage: Eukaryota; Metazoa; Chordata; Mammalia; Lagomorpha; Ochotonidae
Product: olfactory receptor 52B2
Exons: 1
Coding region: 1-969 (322 amino acids)
Biological process (GO): G protein-coupled receptor signaling pathway
Cellular component (GO): membrane
Molecular function (GO): olfactory receptor activity; G protein-coupled receptor activity
Source: RefSeq, a predicted model, not a curated record
AUGACUCCCAUCAACCUUACUGUCUUCCACCCUGCAGUUUUUGUCCUACUUGGCAUCCCUGGGUUGGAGGCUUAUCACAUUUGGCUGUCAAUACCCCUUUGCCUCAUGUAUGUCACUGCAGUCUUGGGAAACAGCAUUCUCACAGUGGUCAUCAUCACAGAACACAGCCUUCACGAGCCCAUGUAUUUCUUUCUCUCCAUGCUGGCCAUCACAGACAUCCUGCUGUCUACUACCACCAUACCCAAAGCCUUGGGAAUCUUUUGGCUCCAGGCAAAUAACAUUGCCUUUGAUGCCUGUGUCACCCAAGUCUUCUUUGUCCAUGUGAUGUUUGUAGGUGAGUCAGCCAUUCUGCUAGCCAUGGCCUUCGAUCGCUUUGUGGCCAUUUGUGCCCCACUGAGAUACAAAACUGUGCUGACAUGGUCUGCUGUAAGAAGGAUGGCUCUGGCCAUUGUCACCCGAAGCUUCUGCAUCAUCUUCCCAGUGAUCUUCUUGUUGAAGCGGCUGCCCUUCUGUCGCACCAACAUCAUCCCCCAUUCCUACUGUGAGCACAUUGGAGUGGCUCGCUUGGCCUGUGCUGACAUCACGGUUAACAUCUGGUAUGGCUUCUCAGUGCCCAUUGUCAUGGUCAUCUUGGAUGUGAUUCUCAUCGCUGUGUCUUACUCACUGAUUCUCCGGGCCGUGUUUCGUCUGCCUUCCCAGGAUGCUCGGCACAAGGCCCUCAGCACUUGUGGUUCCCACCUCUGUGUCAUCCUCAUGUUUUAUGUUCCAUCCUUCUUUACCUUACUGACCCACCGUUUUGGGCGUAACAUUCCUCGACAUGUGCAUAUUUUGCUGGCAAAUCUUUAUGUGGUGGUGCCACCGAUGCUCAACCCCAUUGUCUAUGGUGUAAAGACUAAGCAGAUCCGGGAGGGUCUAGUCCACCGGUUUUUGGAUGUUAAGGCUUGGUGCUGUUCCUCCACUCUUGGAUGAUGAAUCCCAUUGAUCAUCACCCCCAGGUUCACCGAAGAAGCUAAGUGUGAAAUACAGAAUUACCUGAGACUGGGAGUGCUCUUAUCUUCCUUUCCUCAUUCUCUUCUGUUUCAUUGAUUUUAUUU